AUGGCGAAAUAUAGAGCAAAGAUUGAAUGGGAACAGGUAGCUGAUAAAGAAGAGGUGAAAAGGCUAGUUGUUGUUUUGAGAGAGUAUGAGACGGCUUCAGGUCAAGCAAUUAAUUUGGAAAAGUCGGCUACUUUCUUUAGCAAGAACACAGAUGAGCAGUUGCGGAUGGAGCUACGUGAUCUUUUAGGGAUUGUUCGAGAAGGUGUGCAAGAGAGAUAUUUGGGUUUACCGUCAGUUGUGGGUCGUUCAAAGAAGGAAGUUUUCAGCUAUAUAGAAAGAAGAGUGUCAGACAACAUUCAAAGUUGGAAAGGGAAAUUGCUAUCUGCAGGAGGUAAAGAGAUUUCAAAAUUUUGGUGGGCGGAUUCAAAUGGAAAGGAUAAGACUCAUUGGAUUAAUUGGAAGCAGUUAACAAAGGUAAAGGCAAAUGGGGGAUUGGGAUUUCGCGAUAUACAUGCUUUUAACUUAGCUUUCUUGGCAAAACAUGGGUGGUGA
Messenger RNA from Cornus florida, 492 nucleotides. RefSeq lists its product as uncharacterized. The record is from RefSeq and is a predicted model, not a curated record. Bases 1 to 492 code for a protein of 163 amino acids. The transcript is spliced from 3 exons. Lineage: Eukaryota; Viridiplantae; Streptophyta; Magnoliopsida; Cornales; Cornaceae.